ACUUAUCAACAUACUACAUAUUGUGUACCAUUUACCAUUAUUGUUGUAUAUUUAUAUACAUACUAUAUACUCUAUCGUAUAUUUUCAGUGUUAUCUUUGCAAUCAUGUCAGGUCCACACGUCGUAUUGAAUCCAGCCCAGGCCAUCGUAUUUGAUCGCCCAGGUGAAAACUUUGUGACAGUUGAGCUGAAGAUCAAGAAUAUUGCCGACAAGUGCGUGCAUUUCAAGGUUAAAACUACCGCCCCAAAACGGUACUGUGUGCGUCCCAACGGAGGCUUGGUCAAUGCAGGCGAAACAACAACUGUACUGAUUAUUUUGCAGAAAGUCGCUCCUAAUGUUGCGCUUACAAACCCAAAGAAAGACAAGUUCUUGGUACAGACGUGUAUAGCCGCUGCAUCUGAGGACCCAAAGUCUCUGUGGAACAACCUGCCCCAGGAGCAGUUGAGCGAGCACAAGCUCCGAUGUGUAUGGAAUGUCGACGACAAGAACAAGGAGGAAGAAGAACCCAUUGUAAAUGGUAGUGGAAUAGUCGAUGCACAAGAUAAACCUGUGUCAACCGGAACCCUAGCAGCAAGUACCAAAGGAAAGGAGAUCUCUGCAGCAACGCCCAAGGUGGACGAGGAGGCACUCGCGGCUGCACAACACAUACAAACGUUUAAAGAGGAGAAUGCAAGACUCACGAAGAUAAAUAACACACUUAGGAAAGAUCUGGACUUGCUGAAGAGAGGGUCCACAAACGCAGCCAUCGCAUCAGAUCACAUCAGCGGAACAAAGCGCCCGAGUGGUGCUAAGAAAGACGGCACGAGCCAAUACAUUCUGGCUGCUGCAGCGAUUGGCGGAUGGGUUCUGGGCCAUUAUUUGAUCUAGAAAAUGUGCUCUGUAGGUUGUGGGAAAGAUCAUAGGCACAUAUGGUACACUCUCGAACUACCCGUCUGUCGCGGGUUGUAUGCUCCGAUCCUGAAGGAUAUAUGGAUUCUUCACACGCCGGAUGAGCUGACAUUGACUGCGGGUAGUUAACAAGGCGGUCAUACUAAAAUGUAGAUGAAGGUCCUAAAUAUGUAAUAAACACAGAGACCAAAGAGAAAGACCCUGCUGAAUCCUUUCCAUUCCAAUAUUAGCCAUGACAAAAAUCGAGUGGGGGCCUGUUUUCAUGCUGGACCGGCAUUGCGUCCUUCGCGGAUUCCUCUGAAGCAGCUUGAAGCAGAAUACCUUCAUCGAGCUCUGUAUAUCACUGUCGGAUCUACACCUGAGGUGUCAAUCACCAAAAAAAAAUUACUUAAAGAUAUGUUGAAGAUGCUUAGGACCUUACGCCUUACGGCACCUUUCCCAUAUAUUUCAAGCCUUCGUACACGUGGAGAUGGCAAGGUCAAUAG
Messenger RNA from Sphaeroforma arctica JP610, 1372 nucleotides. RefSeq lists its product as hypothetical. Gene Ontology annotation, biological process: endoplasmic reticulum membrane organization. Lineage: Eukaryota; Ichthyosporea; Ichthyophonida. Gene Ontology annotation, cellular component: plasma membrane; endoplasmic reticulum membrane. The transcript has 3 exons. The coding region runs from base 105 to 866 and encodes 253 amino acids. The record is from RefSeq and is a predicted model, not a curated record.